AUGGACUUCCAACCGGCGAUUAUGAGUGUCUCCCUGGGGCGAGCUUGGCUCCACGACUUCGGUCACAAAAUGGAGCAAGCUUCCAAAGCGGGUUUCAAGGGAAUGGAGAUUUUCUACGAGGACCUAGACUAUCUCGCUCGCAGCAUUUCGGGGAACGAUGAGCCAACUAGCGAGCAUCUUCUGCAGGCCGCCGAUCAGAUCUAUUCCAUAUGUCAGGCCCAAGGUCUUGAGAUCAUCGUUCUCCAGCCUUUUCUUUUCUAUGAAGGCUUGAAAGACCGAGCGCAGCAUGGAAAGCUUAUCGAAAAAAUGCAAUUUUGGCUGCAGCUUGCCAAACGACUGGAUACCAGGACUAUCCAAAUUCCCGCCAAUUUCCUCCCUGCAGACCAACUCACCGAUGACGUUGAUGUCAUCGUUGCCGAUCUACAACAAGUGGCGGAUAUGGGUGCAGCUGAAACCCCAACCAUCCGCUAUGCAUACGAGAACUUGUGUUGGAGCACCGUCAACGACACCUGGGAGAAGGUCUGGGACGUGGUCAAACGCGUUGACCGUCCGAACUUUGGGAUCUGCUUGGACACCUUCAACAUUGCGGGGAGGGUUUGGGCCGAUCCCGCGUCCCAGACUGGCAAAACAGCUAACGCGGACGCUGAUUUGAGCCAAUCUCUCCAGAGGCUAGUCGCUGAAGUUGACGUAGCCAAAGUUUUCUAUCUUCAGGUUGUGGAUGCUGAGCGGAUGGAGUCGCCACUUGUUUCGGGCCACCCCUUCCAUGUCGAUGGUCAACCACCACGAAUGAAUUGGUCGCGCAAUGCGAGAACCUUCAUGUAUGAGGAGGAUCGCGGGGCAUACCUUCCUGUUGAGGACGUUGCAAGAGCGAUAAUUUCUGGAUUGGGAUACAAGGGAUGGGUUUCGAUGGAACUGUUCUCCAGAACAAUGUCUGACAAGGGGGAGAAUGUGCCUGAUCUACAUGCCCAAAGGGGCAUCGUGGCCUGGGAGAAACUACGUCAUAGGCUGCAGCUGCAGUAA
Messenger RNA from Penicillium olsonii, 1020 nucleotides. Lineage: Eukaryota; Fungi; Ascomycota; Eurotiomycetes; Eurotiales; Aspergillaceae. The record is from the annotation of a GenBank genome assembly.